This is a messenger RNA of Eutrema salsugineum, 2768 nucleotides long. Its product is annotated as pentatricopeptide repeat-containing protein At3g26540. Gene Ontology annotation, molecular function: protein binding; RNA binding. The record is from RefSeq and is a predicted model, not a curated record. NCBI's taxonomy places the organism in Eukaryota, Viridiplantae, Streptophyta, Magnoliopsida, Brassicales, Brassicaceae. Bases 65 to 2137 code for a protein of 690 amino acids. The transcript has 2 exons. Gene Ontology annotation, biological process: RNA modification.
CAAAACGAUGUCUUAUUAAAUGUCCUCUCUUUUGAGUUGAUGAACAAAACAUAUUCCAUUAUACAUGGCAGUGACCGGAAAAGUUCCUUCUUUUGGCCGUCUUUUCAGAGACGACAAAACCCGCAAGCGCCGUGUACCUAAAACCUCAGUGACCCAUCAAAUUCUCGAGCAACUCGAAGGCGGCAAUGUCUCGAAAGCCGUCUCUGUUCUCUUUGUUUCUCUUGAGCGAGUCUCAUACAAGCUAUACGAGCGUCUUUUCCGUUCCUGUUCCUCGAAAUCCCUCGUCGUGCAAGCCCGUAAAGUCGAAUCCCAUUUGAUGACUUUCUCUCCUGUGCCCCCGAUUUUCCUCAUGAACAGAGCAAUCGAAACCUACGGUAAAAUCGGGUGUGUGAAUGAUGCCCGAGAACUGUUUGAGCAAAUGCCUGAACGAAAUGGUGGCUCCUGGAACGCUUUGAUCACUGCUUGUUCUAAGAACGAAGUUCACGACGAGGUGUUUCGUACGUUUCGUAGAAUGAACAGAGAUGGUAUACGAGCAACGGAGACAUCUUUCGCUGGUGUUUUGAAGUCGUGCGGUUUGAUAUUAGACUUGAGAUUGUUGAAGCAGCUUCAUUGCGCUGUGAUGAAGCAUGGAUUUUCGGGGAAUGUUGAUUUGGAGACUUCGAUUGUUGAUGUUUACGGUAAGUGUCGGGUUAUGAGUGAUGCGAGAAGAGUGUUUGAUGAGAUUGAAAAUCCCAGUGACGUCUCGUGGAACGUGAUUGUGCGACGGUAUCUUGAGAUGGGUUGUAAUGAUGAAGCAGUGGUGAUGUUCUUCAAGAUGCUAGAGUUAAAUGUUCGACCUUUGAAUCACACGGUUUCUAGUGCAAUUUUGGCUUGUUCAAGAUCUAAGUCCCUUCAGUUUGGAACGGUUCUCCACGCGAUUGCUGUCAAACUUAAUUUUGUGGCAGACAAAGUUGUGUCUACUUCUAUAUUUGACAUGUAUGUGAAAUGUGACAGAUUGGUUAGUGCUCGUAGAGUAUUUGAUCAAACCGAGUCUAGAGAUUUGAAAUCUUGGACUUCAGCGAUGUCAGGGUAUGCGAUGAAUGGUAUAACUAGAGAUGCAAGGGAACUAUUUGAUCUGAUGCCUGAAAGGAAUAUAAUCUCAUGGAACGCAAUGUUGGGCGGAUAUGUACGUGCUAGCGAAUGGGAGGAGGCACUGGAUUUUCUCACUUUGAUGCGCAAGGAGAUCGAAGAUAUUGAUAAUGUCACGCUUGUGUGGAUUCUAAAUGUCUGCUCAGGUGUCUCAGAUGUUCAAAUGGGGAAGCAAGCUCAUGGUUUUAUCUACCGACAUGGAUACGGUACGAACGUGAUUGUAGCCAAUGCACUUCUUGAUAUGUAUGGAAAAUGUGGUUCCUUUCGCAGUGCCAAUAGUUUGUUCCGUCAAAUGAGUGAAGUAAGAGAUGAGGUUUCAUGGAAUGCGUUAUUGAAUGGUUUAGCUCAAGUUGGGCGGAGUGAACAGGCCCUUUCUUUCUUUGAAGGGAUGCAACUUGAAGCAAAACCUAGCAAAUACACACUCGCAACGCUCUUAGCAGGCUGUGCAAACAUUCCUGCUCUUAAGUUAGGUAAAGCAACCCACGGCUUCCUGAUCAGAAAUGGCUAUGAAAUUGACAUUGUAAUACGAGGUGCUAUGGUUGACAUGUAUUCCAAAUGCCGAUGUUUAGACUAUGCUAUUGAAGUGUUCAAUGAGGCAGCCACACGGGACUUGAUUCUAUGGAACUCUAUUAUUCGUGGAUGCUGUCGUAAUGGAAGAAGCAAAGAGGUGUUUGAGCUGUUCAUGCUAAUGGAAGAUGAAGGAGUUAAGCCUGACCAUGUCACCUUUCUGGGAAUCUUACAUGCUUGCAUACGUGAAGGUCAUGUCGAACUCGGCUUUCAGUAUUUCAGUUCUAUGAGCACCAAAUAUCUUAUAUUACCGCAGGUUGAGCAUUAUGAUUGUAUGGUUGAACUCUACUGCAAGUAUGGAUGCUUGCAUCAGCUUGAAGAAUUUCUCCUCUUGAUGCCUUUUGAUCCAACUAUCCAAAUGUUGACGAGGAUAUUUGAUGCUUGCCAAAAUUACGGCUGGAAAAAGUUGGGAGCAUGGGCUGCGAAAAGGCUUCAUGAAUGAUCAUACCUUCAGCCACCAUAGAUGAAUCUUAAACAAAGAGAUUGUGUCCUCCAGUCAGAUCCAAGAACAUGCAUUUGGAAGGAUUGCAGACAAGUGUCUUUUGAGUACCAGGAAGAGAAACGGGGAUAAAGCCGUUGGCGCAGGAGGUGAAGAGAUUAGAGAGACACAUUAGUCUCUCCUGCCACUCCAAGUGAUUUCUUUUCUUCUCGGAGAAAUUGAAGCGUUCCUCUUCACCACUGAAGUCUGAAAUUACCCUGGGUGAAUAACAAUGCUAAAAUUGAAAUCAGGUAAAAGGAUCUAUCUCUACUCCCAAAAAACCAGCAUUGUGGUUCCCUAAAACAGAGCUUGAGUCGGUCGAUUUUGGAAGUCUUAGACUCGAAUAAUGGAAAGAAGAUUCCAAGUAUUUUAUUUGAUUUUUCUUUAUACAUACAAUUUCAGUUUUGCGAUAUUCGUGAUUUAAUGUCUUAAGGUUUUCAAGUCUUAAUGUAUUAGUGAUCAAUUAUCAUAUUUAUCACAAUUUAUCGUGCAAUCUCUGUUUUGUAAUUUUCAGAGUCUGAGAUUCAAAGAAGUCUAAGGCUUAAACCUUUGGGACAUAAGAUAGCUUCAUCAAAGAGGAAGAAAUUGAUCUUCC